This is a messenger RNA of Hibiscus syriacus, 1915 nucleotides long. RefSeq names its product notchless protein homolog. Gene Ontology annotation, molecular function: protein binding. Gene Ontology annotation, biological process: ribosomal large subunit assembly. Gene Ontology annotation, cellular component: nucleolus. The transcript is spliced from 14 exons. Bases 223 to 1650 code for a protein of 475 amino acids. The record is from RefSeq and is a predicted model, not a curated record. Lineage: Eukaryota; Viridiplantae; Streptophyta; Magnoliopsida; Malvales; Malvaceae.
CAGAGGGCUAAUAUUGCGGCCGCAUAGGUCAGCCGCAGCCAUUUCCCUUGGAUCUCACCACCGCCCUUUAAACCUCCGACAGCAAAACCGUCAACCCUAAAAACUUCCCAAUCUCCAGUUUCCAUUCGGCGUUAACCAAAAACCCUAUACCUAUUAAAACCAACAACCCCCUUCCGACGUCACCAUUUUUAUUUCAGAAGCAAACGAAAAGGAAAAGGGAAAAUGGAGGUGGAAAGAGAGCAAGCAGAUUCGGGGAAAAGCGUGAUGUGCGUAUUAACAGACCCAGAAGGGACCACACUGGGAGGCACCAUGUACCUUCCUCAGAACGUUGGUCCUCUUCAGCUUCAACAGAUUGUCAAUACGCUUCUAAAAAAUGAGGAGAAGCUACCGUAUGCAUUUUAUAUAUCUAAUCAAGAGCUUCUUGUGCCACUUGGAAAUUACUUGGAGAAAAAUAAAGUUUCCAUGGAGAAAACGCUAUCAAUAGUUUAUCAACCGCAAGCAGUUUUCAGGAUUCGUCCAAUUAAUCGAUGUUCAGCUACAAUUGCUGGUCAUACUGAAGCAGUACUUUCUGUUGCCUUUAGUCCUGAUGGACGACAGUUAGCAAGUGGCUCAGGUGAUACCACCGUCCGACUAUGGGACCUAAAUACUCAGACACCAAUGUUUACAUGCACAGGACACAAAAACUGGGUUCUUUGUAUCGCAUGGUCACCUGAUGGUAAAUAUCUGGUCAGUGGAAGCAAGGCUGGAGAGCUAAUAUGUUGGGACCCACAAACCGGGAAGCCUGCUGGGAAUCCGCUGACUGGGCACAAGAAAUGGAUCACCGGUAUCUCAUGGGAACCUGUCCAUCUAAAUGCUCCAUGCCGUCGCUUUGUAAGUGCUAGCAAAGAUGGUGAUGCCCGCAUAUGGGAUGUUUCCUUAAAGAAAUGUGUCAUUUGUCUAAGUGGCCACACACUUGCCAUAACUUGUGUGAAAUGGGGUGGAGAUGGAGUCAUAUAUACAGGAUCCCAGGAUUGUACUAUUAAAGUAUGGGAAACUUCACAAGGGAAGCUAAUUCGUGAAUUGAAGGGCCAUGGGCAUUGGGUUAAUUCCCUUGCUUUGAGCACAGAAUAUGUUCUCCGCACUGGAGCGUUUGACCAUACUGGUAAACAAUACUCAUCUGCAGAAAUGAAGAAGGUUGCUCUAGAAAGGUACAACAAAAUGAAAGGCAAUGCCCCUGAGAGAUUGGUAUCAGGAUCUGAUGAUUUUACCAUGUUCCUAUGGGAACCUGCUGUCAGCAAACAUCACAAAAUCCGCAUGACUGGUCAUCAACAGCUUGUAAACCAUGUUUAUUUCUCACCUGAUGGGCUAUGGGUGGCCAGUGCAUCAUUUGAUAAGUCAGUCAAGCUAUGGAAUGGUACUACUGGAGAAUUUGUUGCUUCAUUCCGAGGUCAUGUUGGGCCUGUUUAUCAAAUCAGCUGGUCUGCAGAUAGUAGGCUUCUUUUAAGUGGAAGUAAAGACUCCACCUUGAAGGUUUGGGAUAUCCGAACAAAAAAGUUGAAACAAGACCUCCCAGGCCAUGCAGAUGAGGUUUUUGCCGUUGAUUGGAGUCCAGACGGUGAGAAAGUUGCAUCUGGUGGUAAGGAUAGGGUGUUGAAGUUGUGGAUGGGGUAAUUGCAACACGGUUGAAAUAUCAAUUAUCUUAUACGAUCAGUCUAGAUAUGUGCAACUGCAAUGAACCAGGAACUUCAGAAUCAGCCCAGAUUGAUAGGUAGAAACUUCUUUGUGCGACAUUGCACUUCAUUGUUUUCAGGAUUGCUUGGUGUAUAUUUUAUACUAGGUAUACUAGACAUUUCAACUCAUGUAGUAUCCUUUUUUAGAAGUGUAAUGCUAAUUUUAUAUAUUUAAAUAGAGAGCCAGUACGAUAGUAGACCAAAUC